Molecule: messenger RNA, 1618 nt
Organism: Lampris incognitus (smalleye Pacific opah)
Lineage: Eukaryota; Metazoa; Chordata; Actinopteri; Lampriformes; Lampridae
Product: vimentin A2-like
Exons: 4
Biological process (GO): neurofilament bundle assembly
Cellular component (GO): axon; cytoplasm; intermediate filament
Molecular function (GO): structural constituent of postsynaptic intermediate filament cytoskeleton
Source: RefSeq, a predicted model, not a curated record
CGCCACGAGGCUGACCAGGCCGCCAUAGCUAGGGCUGAGCUGGAGAAGAGGGUGGAGAGCCUCCUGGAGGAGCUGGCCUUCCUCAAGAAGCUCCACGAGGGCGAGGUGGCUGAGCUCCAAUCCCAGGCUCAGUUCGGGACCCAGGUGGCGGUCGAGUCUGAGGCCGCCACGCCAGACCUCUCCGGGGCUCUGAGGGACAUCCGGGCCCAGUACGAGAGGCUGGCAGCGAGGAACAUGCAGUCAGCUGAGGAGUGGUUCAGAGGAAAGGUGGGCUCCCUGACCGAGAGUGUGGCUCAGCACACCGACGCCAUAAGGAGCUCCAAGGACGAAGCAGGAGAGUACCGGCGUCAGCUCCAGGCCCGUCUGUUGGAGAUCGAUGCGUGCAGAGGCCUCAACGAGUCCCUGGAGAAGCAGCUACAUGAGAUAGAAGAGAAGCAGAUUGCUGAGAUCGCCACCAUGCAGGAAACCAUUGCAGAGCUGGAGAAGGAGCUAAGGGGCACCAAGCAGGAAAUGGCCUGCUACUUAAAGGAGUACCAAGACCUCCUCAAUGUCAAAAUGGCUUUGGACAUUGAAAUUGCUGCAUACAGGAAGUUACUGGAAGGGGAGGAGUCUCGCUUUAAUGUGGGCGUGUCCAGCAUGUACAGCCACGCCUUGUCAGCCCCGCCCUCCUUCACUCGGCCGGUCUUCUCCAGCCUGACCUCCAGUUCCCCCUAUUUGAUGACGUCCCGCUUCCUCAGCUCCACCUUCACAACUACGGAGGAGGUGAUCUCAUCCAGCCAGGCCCAGAAGGCAGAGGCUACCCCAGCCGAAGAGGAGGAAGAGGAGGCAGUGGAGGAGGAGGAGGAAGAGGCAAAAAAGGAGGAGGAGGAGGAGGAGGAGGAGGAAGAGAAGGGAGAGGAAGCAGGAGACGAGAAAGAGGAGGAACAGGAGGAGGAAGCGGAGGAAGAGGGAGAAGAUAAGGAAAAGGGAGAUGAGGAGAAGGAAGAUGUGGAGGAAGCCAAGACAGGAGAAGAAGGCGGCGAUGAGGGCGAGGACAACGGCAACGCUGCAGAAGCAGCUGAGGACGAGAAAGAAGAAGAAGAGGUGACCGAGGGCAAGGAGGAAGCGGAGGAGAAGGAAGAAAAAGAAGAGGGCUCUGAUGACAAAGACGAGAGGGAGAAAGAGGAGGAGAAGGGAGCAGAAGGAAAGAGCGAGGAGAAAACGGAUGCCGCAGCUGACCCCAAGACGGAGGAAAAGGGCGACGAGGAAAAGGAUGACAAAGCUGGUGCCAAAGAAGGGAGGGAUGAAGGGAAAGCGGCCAAAGGCGAGGCGUAGAGCGGGGAGGCCUGUGGAGGAGAAGAAGAGAGGUGGAGCUCAGAAACCAACGGGUAAGAAGUAAACCAGCCACAGCGUCCCUCAGUCGAUAAGCUACCCCAGUACAAAUAUCCGCUUGGCAAAAACAAGACACGUCCUGCCUACUACUCUCAUGUCUGCUUGUUAACACGGUGCUCAGUCAAAACUGUCAGGUAGAGCCAGCCACAGCAAGAGACCAAGGUUAACUGCUUGCCAAUAUUCAGCGUGAUCAAUAAAGAUCUGGUCACACAGUUCCCAGCGUGUGUUUGUGUCAAAUAGUGUCUCG